Molecule: messenger RNA, 1660 nt
Organism: Panicum virgatum (switchgrass)
Lineage: Eukaryota; Viridiplantae; Streptophyta; Magnoliopsida; Poales; Poaceae
Product: trinucleotide repeat-containing gene 6B protein-like
Exons: 5
Coding region: 1102-1533 (143 amino acids)
Molecular function (GO): zinc ion binding; nucleic acid binding
Source: RefSeq, a predicted model, not a curated record
ACAAAUCUAUCCAUGUUAAAUUUAUUUCAUAUAGUUAAAAAUUAUUAAUUAAAUAUUAUAAAGUUUAAAUCCUUAUAUGGGUAUCUGGAGGAGGGAGUCGUCUCCACUACUCCAGCAGGGUAGGAAAACCCCUACCGAGGCAACGACCGGAAGCGUUGCACAGGGAGUCACGUCACCGCUCUGGCGCUCACUCGAGAUCGGAUCUCGGUAAUCGGCAUCUCGCAGCUACGUCCGGUGAGAAACUUGGAAUGCACAGCGCCCCUCCCUCGCAUGAACGUGCAUCGAAAUGAUGCAUCAUACGACCUAGUACUGCAGGAGCAUGAAUCUGACGAAGAAUAGGACCAAAAAGAGGCUGCACUUUCGGUCCUGCCAGUAACUGGAAUGAUGCAUCAUGCGCGUGCCGUGUUCGGCUAGCUGGUGCUGAUUUUUUUUAGAGAAAAGUACUGCUAACUGGUUGGUGCUGGUGGCUGGUGUUAGUUUUAUGUGAGAGAAAAAUACUAUUGGCUAGAUGCAACGAAGAUGAAGCGAACACAUGAGGGAUGAGGCCCUAAUCACCAGCAACUCCCCCAGCUCUACCUGGCAGCUCCGCUCCGCUCGCCAUAUCAGCCUGCUCCCUCCAUCUCUUCUCUACUACUAAAAAGAGGCUAAGGUCACUUUUUGUUGGCAAAAUUGGAUCUGUGACACCGAAAGAUCACCGUUUCAGAAAUUUACCAUCGAAACGACCGAGUACAGAUUAAUACCAGCGAAAGAUCCAUCCGUUUAGAAAUAUACCAUUCUGUCAACUUCCGUUACCAUUGCCGUCUUUUCUUUUCUUUUAUUCCACUUGCCCACGUGAAAUGACACCUUUGCCCUUUGCUGGAUUUGAGUAAGAACCCAGGGACUCGUUGGUUUGGACUCAACGUUUCCUCUCUGCCGCUACUCGACCCUGGUGCCGCCGCCGACUGCUCGUCCCGCUCCGGCCGCCGCCUACGCCAGGUCCGCCGCCGACUGCUCCUCCAGCUCCGGCCACCGCCUGCGCCAGGUACCACCGGCGACUACUCCCUGGCUUCCCCAUGGUCUGAAUCUGAGCUCUCUUAACUGAGAUGGAUGGUGUAGAGUCAAAUGAAGGGAAGGCCAAAGAAGAAGAGGAUUAAGAGUGCAGGAGAGCCAGGGAAGAGAGGACAAUAUCAAUGCAAAAGGUGCUUCCAAUUUGGUCAUAUUCAAAAGGGAUGCACAAACCCAAAGGUACAACCUGAUGAAGACCUUCCGGAACCACCUCCUACUAAGAAGAAAAAGGCACAGCCUACUAAAAAACAAGAAGAAAAGCGCAGUCCAAAGAAAAACAACAAGAAGAAGAAAGCCACAGAAAAGGGAGCAGAAGAAGAAAUGCCAAUUCCAAAGAAAAACAAGAAGAAGGGAGUAACACAACAGGGAGCAACUACUACCUCGUCUAGUCCUGGGCCAGUUACAAGGAAAAGAGCUGCAAUGAGUUCUACCCAGGAUGGAACUCCCUCAGGCACUCCCUCACGCAGCAAGAGGAAACUAGUUGCUUAGAAAUGUAUUUGAACUUGUAAUGAAGGACAGAGGCCCAUGAUUAUGUAAUCCGAACUUGUAGUCUGAACAUGCUGUUUUAUCUGAACUUAUAAUCUGAACAUGCUGCUCUAUUCGUACUUGCAGGCUC